Messenger RNA from [Candida] anglica, 2790 nucleotides. Lineage: Eukaryota; Fungi; Ascomycota; Pichiomycetes; Serinales; Debaryomycetaceae. The record is from the annotation of a GenBank genome assembly.
UUUUUCUUUAUAACGCUAGAAUAGUAAUAUUUGUAGUGGAUAUUGACCCUACCCCUGGUGCAAACUUCCCCUCGUUUGGACACCCCCCGAGUCACCUUGAGGAUAUUUUUAUUUUUCUCAGUCUCAAUCUCAUUCCCAAUCUCUGUUUGUGGUUCGUAACCGGGUUUUUUUGUACUUCAAAAGACAUUCGUGUUGGCCUGGUAACGGGAUAUAGAAAUCAAUCAGAUUUAAGGAAAAGGAAAACAGGAAGGUUUUAGAUUUUUUUUUUUAAUAUUAUUAUUCAAAAAAAAAUUAUCCUAUAGAGCAUUGGCAAUUUUUUCUUAUUGAUUCUAAUCAAUCAAUCUGUCUUAUUCAGUGUGAAUAGGCAUCUUAGAUUGAAUACAAUUGCAUCGAUGGCCGAGGUGUUGCUUUCUCCUUCACAUAUAGGCCAAUCGGUCCGCUCAAGUCAGGGAGGAUCACGAUCUGGCAUUCGGUCGGGAUAUGACGAUUCCCAGGACAGUGGCAAUGAUACAGAGACCACCAUUGCUGAUAUCGAUGAUCAUCCCCAGGGAACCGGGUCCCGGUCCGGGUCCCGAUCCGGGUCUGAGUCUAGAUCUAGAGCUGGAUCGGGGUCUAGACACGAGUCUUGUUCUGAUGAUUCCCCCAUAUCUUCUCUACUUCACCAUCAUUCAUCUCCAAAGCCUCGUAUGAGACCCAUGUCAUCCACAGAAACCAAACGUGAACGACCCAAAUCCUCCUUUUUGGAUUCCCCUACCCAUACAUUACCGGCCAAUCUUGCUGAUUUCCUCAAGAUUGAGAAUAAUACUUCUGAUCAUAAUCAACUGAUUAUCAAGAAGAAUAAAUCACCAUCAAUGAGGAAACCGUUUUUGAACUUGUCCAAUUUUGUGACCAAUAUCACCAAGAAGGGGUUAGCCAGAGCACAAACUACUUUGAAUCCUGGACUCCCCACCCUUACAUCAUCUUCCAAUAAGGAAGAACCGGCAUUUUCCCCACCAAAUUCACCCACUGCACCAAAGAAGAAUUCAAAUAAAACCAUUAGAAGAAUUCAUUCCAUGUAUCAUACCCACAAGGAAAAGGAAACGUUCAGUAUGGAAGAUAAUUCAAUCCUUUCACAAUCUACCCUCAACCAUUUUAAGGUUGAUAAUGAUUUACUCCCAAGAAUUUCUCAUGACGACAUGUACAACAUCUUACUUGGCAAGCAUAACCACGAGUUUGACGACUUUGUGAUAAUUGACAGUAGAUUCAAUUAUGAAUUUAAUGGAGGUCAUAUCGAAGGAGCAGUCAACAUUUCAUGCCAACAGGAGUUGGAAAAUAAAUUCAUCCAUCUGGUGGAAAGUACCGACCUGAAAAGAAAAUUGGUGAUUUUCCACUGUGAAUUCAGCAUUUUCAGAGGCCCCACCAUGGCAUCUCAUUUACGGAAAUGUGAUAGAAUCCGUAAUAGUAACAACUACCCCAACUUGACGUAUCCGGAUAUCGUCAUCCUUGAAGGUGGCUACAAGAAGUUUUAUGACAAGUAUAAGGCUCAUUGUGAGCCACAGGCUUACAUCGAGAUGAAGGACAUCAACCAUCGUAAGGCUUGUGAAUUGGAAAUGGACCGGGUUCGUCAGGCCAGCAAAUUAACUAGAGCCAAGUCAUACACCCAGUUCGGUAUUCAGCCUCCUCUUCAUCAUAGACCAUCGAGUAAGAGUUUGGUGAGACCACAUUCAUUCCAACAUACUCGAAGUAAUUCAUACACCACCGUUACCUCUCAUGCUGAAAACUUGAAAAUUUUGAAGAGACAAAGAUCAAUGUCCAAGGUGAAUUUACUGGACAUAGCUGCAGCUGCAGCUUCAGUUUCUACUUCUUCAUCACAACCUAGUGGACAACAAUCACCCAUGGAAUCUUCACCCACAAGUUUACGUGCACAAAGAUCCUCCACAAUUUCAUAUUCGCAGUCCAUCUUCAACUCAUCACCAACUCGUAGUCCAUUGGCCAAUGGGUCGAACCCUUCGUUCCCCACCUUGGAUGAAGAUUUCCAACCCCCUACAGCACUUUUCAAAUCUUCAAACGGAUUGAAUAGACGUUCCAUCAAUACUCUUUCGUCAUCAUCAUCGAUCAACUCGUACUCAUCCGAAGGAUCUGCAUUCCUGUCAACCGAAUCAUUGUCUGACUCGUACUCGUCGCCCAUGACUGAGUUUACAGACUUUUUCGACCAAAAGGGCCAAGGCCAUGGCCAGAGCCAAAGUCAUCAUAUGAAGUCCAACUUCAACCCUUACCCAUUAUCGAAAGCAGGAACUUCUGUACUUAACCCAUUAGCAAAGAAACCAUCAUCUGCAUUGCCACAACUUCCUGGAAGACCCAAUGCGUCCAACCACCAAUUCAAAUUCCCAAUGCAAGGACUUAAACCGAAGACAUCUCGCACUAAUUUAAACCGGAUCAACACAUCCAAGGCUCAGCAACAAGCACAUAAUACAUUCCUACCAACAGCUAGCUCAUCGCCCGUGAUAAGCUCUCCACUUUCCACCAUCACUCCUGCAUCAGACUCAGGCACACUCAUAUCAUCACUCAUUGAUCCCAUCAAUGAUACACCAGUCGAUUUCCUGGUCCCAACAAAGCAUCUGAAGCAUUCCAGACGGAGAUCAGGAUCUCUCUUGUCCAGUGGGUGCUACAACUUCAUUUCUUUAGACAUUGACGAGAUCGAUGAAGAGGACGACAAUGACGCUGAUGGCACAUUAACUGACAUCAAGCUCUCGACCGAAUUCAUUCAAAAGAAUCCAUUUAAUAAUUAAUAGGUAAGCACUACAAAAUUAA